Messenger RNA from Strigops habroptila (Kakapo), 6322 nucleotides. RefSeq names its product retinitis pigmentosa GTPase regulator (gene RPGR). NCBI's taxonomy places the organism in Eukaryota, Metazoa, Chordata, Aves, Psittaciformes, Psittacidae. Gene Ontology annotation, biological process: visual perception; ubiquitin-dependent protein catabolic process; protein ubiquitination. Bases 450 to 4394 code for a protein of 1314 amino acids. Gene Ontology annotation, molecular function: ubiquitin protein ligase activity. The record is from RefSeq and is a predicted model, not a curated record. The transcript has 15 exons. Gene Ontology annotation, cellular component: photoreceptor outer segment.
UUUACUUCCGGCAGCCGCGGCGCAUGGGGCGCCCGCCGCCUGCUGCCAUGGCCGAGCUCGUCGAGGAGGACGAGCUGCCGGUGCCCGAAUCAGGUGCUGUUUUCACAUUCGGAAAAAGCAAAUUUGCAGAAGAUAUUCCUAGCAAGUUCUGGUUCAAAAAUGACAAGCCUGUACUUAUAUCAUGUGGAGAUGAACAUACUGCAAUUGUUACAGAUGGAGUUGGAUGAUACAGUGGAAUUACAGUCCUUGGUGAAUCACAUUGAACUGCAGUAAUGACUGGAAUAAAAGCUUCAGAAGUACAUGCCAAUAAUGACUUUACUGAGAAGGGCACAGACCUUGUGGGAAACCAGGAGCUUCUUGAAAUGGAGCUGAACCUGACAUGGAAGAGAUAAAAGACAAGCAUCACUGAGGAAGGAAAAGUAUCUGGAGCAGGGAAUGGUAAACUCUACAUGUUUGGCAGUAACAAUUGGGGACAAUUAGGACUAGGAUCAAAGAAUACUAUCAGCAAACCAACAUGUGUUAAAGCUUUAAAACCAGAAAAAACCAAACUUGCUGUUUGUGGAAGAAACCACACUUUAGUUUACACAGAAAAAGGGAAUGUGUAUGCUGCUGGAGGUAACAGUGAAGGUCAGUUGGGAUUAGGUGACACAGAGGAAAGGACCACAUUUCAUUUAAUCAGUUUUUUUACCAACCAGCACAAGAUCAAACAGCUAGCAGCUGGAUCAUACACCUCAGCAGCAGUAACUGAGGAUGGGCAGCUUUUUGUGUGGGGUGACAAUUCCGAAGGUCAGAUUGGCUUGGCUGAUGAAGCCUGUGUCAGCGUCCCAUGUCAAGUGGAUGUUGGAAAACCUGUUUCCUCUGUAUCCUGUGGAUAUUAUCACUCUGCCUUGAUAACAGGAGAUGGUGAGCUCUAUACAUUUGGAGAACCUGAGAAUGGGAAACUGGGAUUAAUGCCUGAACAGCUGAAGAACAAUAGAGUCCCACAGCCUGUAAUGGGAAUUGUGGAAAAGGUUAAUAAGGUUGCUUGUGGUGGAGAACAUACUGUGGUGCUGACAGAGACGAGUGUCUAUACUUUUGGACUUGGACAACAUGGGCAGCUGGGACAUGGUACUUUUAUUUUUGAAACUUCAGUACCGAAGUCUGUGAAACACUUGAGGAGGUAUAAAAUAUGUAACAUUACAUGUGGGGAAAAUCAUACUGCUGUAAUAGCAGAGAAUGGCCUCAUGUUUACUUUUGGAGAUGGGCGACAUGGGAAGUUAGGCCUUGGAGAAGAGAAUUUUACAAAUCAGUUUGAUCCAACUCUGUGUUAUAAUUUCUUGAGGUUCACAGUCCUUUUGGUUGCUUGUGGUGGUUGUCACAUGCUAGUUUUUGCUGCUCCAAGACCUAAAGGAUUUGAAGAACUCCUCUUAGAAGAUUUACAUGAAAGCUAUUUGACUGCUACAAUCUCUAAAAUAAGUGGAGACUUACUACUAACAAACACCUUACAACUAACAUCAGCACGAAUGCGACGUCGAGAGAGGGGUAAGUCACCAGAACAGUUUAGUCGAAUGGCACAAACUCUGCCUCCACUGGGAGAAAGCUUCUUAAAAUCUUCAUUACCUGUGACUAGCAAGACUAGUCCCUUCUGGUUUUCUGCAACAAAUCUUCCUAAAGCUGAACCUAUGAAGCAGAGACGCCAUAAAAAAGUAAAGAAAAAGAAUCAUCAGAAGGAUAAACCUGAUGAACGUUCUGCAGAAGAAGAUUCAGAUAAUGAAAAUAAUGACAGAAACCUUGGAGAUACAACUGACAUCCUAAAUAUGACACAUGCAAUGAAAUUGAAUCCCAGUGACCAGUCCUGGAAAUUAUCACCACUUCAAAAACAAAAGAAGAACAAUAAAAAUGUGAAACUGAAAAGAGAUGGUAAGGGUGGGCUGAAAAACAAAGAUUCUGACUUAAUGAAGGAGGGGUCAAAAUUAGACUCUGGCUCUUUACAAAAGCAGUCUUCACUUUCAGAGUUACCAGGACAAGACUUAGAAAAAAGUAGUGCCUUUGUGGGGAAGCCCAUGGCCAAAAAAACCACAAUGGCAGGUAAAUCUGAGAAUGCACAAACUGUUGGUGUAUUGAAAAGUCGUGUUCAACAAGUCACUGGGGACAAAUGCAGAUUAGUGAAAACAGAAAAAACAUAUGCAGAAAAUCCUGAAUUUGUCAGAGAGGAUCUUCUCACUGAAAAGCAAAUUCUGACUGAAAGAACGAAUUCUUCCAAUAACAAGUCAAAAGCUGUUAAAUCUAAGAAAUCCCUAAAAAUCAAUGUACUUCCUCCUGCAUCCAGGGAUCAGCCCCAGACUGAUUCAUUAAUUACACAAAAAUAUCGUCCUGUUAAAAAGCAAGGAAGUCAAGAAGCAAUAGAAAGUCAGAACAAAAUAAAGGAUAUUGUUGAAAAAUCUAAUAAAUGUGAAAGAAUAUGCAGCAGAGGAGAAGAAAAUAGUGAAGAGCAGAGAGGGUUUAAAAAGAACGAUCAUUUUUUGAAACAAAUCUCUCUGUCAUCAUCUUCAACUGAGGAAAAUAGUAAUGAUCUUGCAAAAUACGUACUUAAAAGUAGCGAAAAAGGUGAAGAAUACUAUAAAGGCAGAAAGGUCCAGAAGGCAGUUAAAACAGUGGAAGCAGUGAAAGUCUUGGACUUAGAAAAAGAAGACGAUGAGAUUGAGGAGAUGCAAGCUGCGAACAGUGAGAAAAAAUAUGUAGAAGAGACUGAUAUAAAAAGCUUGAAUGAGGAAGAAACAAACUCUGAAGUUAAAUCUGAUGAAGACGGACAGUUAGAAGAGGAGGAAUCUAAUCAAGAGCAGGAGAAUGAAGGCAGCGAAAAGAGUGAAAGUGAAAAAGAAAAACCAGACGAAACAAUUGGGAGUGAAAAUGAACAAGGGGAGGAAGAAGAAGAAAGUGAGGUUAAAAAAGAUAGAGAUGAAGUUUCAGUAGAAGGAGAUGAAGAGGAAAAACGUAAUGAGGAAGAAAAUGAAAGAGGAGAAUCACAAGCUGAAAAAGACAGUGAGAACGAGGGUGCAGAAGAGAUGGAACAGAUUAAUCAGGAAGGUGGCAAAGAGCAAGGAGAUGAGGAAGGCAGGUUGAUAGAGGAAGAAAUGCUGAGGGAGGCAGAAAAGGAGGAUAUGGAAGAGGAGUAUCCUAAAGAGGAAGACACUGAAAAAGAAAAGGAAGAAGAGGUUAAAAGUGAGGGAAGAGACGAGAAUGAGAAAGGAGAUGAAGGUAGAGAGGCAGGGGAAGAAGAAGAGGUAGAGGCAGAAGAGGAAGGAGAAGAUGAAAAGGAAAAUGAAGAUGAAAUCCAAGAAAGCGAGAAUGAAAAAGACAAAGAGGGUGAAGAGGAGGAAUUAGAAGAAUCACUGGCAGGGAGGGAAGAAGAGGUAUCUGAAGAACAGGAAGAGGAAGAUGUAAAUAGGAGGACUAAGGAGGUAGGGGAAGAUGAAGUAGAAGACAAAACAGGAGAUGAGGAAGAGGAAGGAGCAGAGGCAGAAGCAGAAGGGGAGGAUAGGGCAAAAGAUGAAAAUGAGUGGGAAAAUGAAGAAGAAAAAGGGGAAGAAGAAGAUGAGGAAGCAGAAGGGGAGGAAGAAGAAGAAGGAGAAGGGGGAGUUGAAGAUGAGCGAGAAGGGGGAGUUGAAGAUGAGGGAGAAGGGGGGGUAGGAGAAGAAGAGGGAGAAGAGGGGAUGGAAGAAGAAGAGGGAGAACAGGAGGUGGAAGAGGAAGAGGGAGUGGAAGAAGAAGAGGGAGAAGAGGGGGUGGAGGAAGAGGGAGUGGAAGAAGAAGAGGAAGAGGGAGUAGGAGAAGAGGAGGGAGAAGAGGGGGUGGAAGAGGGAGUGGAAGAAGAAGAGGGAGAAGGGGGCGUGGAAGAAGAGGGAGAAGAGGGAGUAGAAGAAGAGGAGGGAGAAGAGGGGAUGGAAGAGGGAGUGGAAGAAGAAGAGGGAGAAGGGGGAGUGGAAGAAAAGGGAGAAGAAGAAAAAGAGGAAGAGGAAGAAGGGGAAAAGGGGGAAGAGGAAGAAGAAGAGGAAGAGGGAGAAGAAAAAGGGGAAGAGGGAGAAGAGGAACAAGAAGAAGAGGAAGGGGAUGUGGGAGAGGAGGAAGAGGAAGAGGAGGAUGAGGGAGAAGAGGAAGAAGGAGAGGAAGAAGAGGGAGAGGAAGAGGAGGAAGAAGGAGAGGAAGAGGAAAAGGCAAAAAGUAAAAGAAUAAAUUAUAGUAAUAAGCUUCCACAAAAGAAAAGCAAAACCAGGAAGCCAGAGAAGACAGAAAGUACUGCUUUACUAAACAGCUCUAAACAAAAAAUGAAGUCCAAACAGCAUGUAGCCAAUGGUUUACAUAAUUCAGAACAAUUUUGGAACAAUGUACUACCUCAUUAUUUAACACUAAAGUAGCAUAGACUACUGGAGAUGCAUUUUAAGCCUAUUCAGGAAACUUUGGAACUAUGGCAGAUUGAUUUUUAUUACUUAAAAAAAAAAUAAUGUAGUCAAAAUAUAUUAUUAUGCAUCUGCUUUAAGUGCCAAUUUCUUGAAAAAAGACUGAAGAAAAUGUUUAGAUUUGGGAAGCUUUUAUGAGAGAAAUCAUAAAUGGUUGAUAAAGUUAUUUACACAAUCUUUAACACAUGAUUUAAAAAAAUAAUUGCUGAGGAGGCAAAAUGUGUUUGCCUCUUAAAUCGUAAUGUCAUGCUGACAACAUGAAUUAUACAUUGUAACAGUGACAUUGGAACAUUCAAUUGCCUUUGAAUCAGAUUUCUUAAGGUAAUAUAUCAGUUUUAGUUGCAGAAUAGCUUACUUGUUAAUGUGCCUUUUAGAAAAUGAGUGUCAGUAAAUUAUUAAAGAUGCAUUUUUUUAAAUUUUGGUAUCACUCCAUAUGCAUUCCCCCUACUUUUUUUCUGCUCAGAUAAAUGGUAAAAUGUUUGAGUACUCAGCAUAAAUUAAAGAAAGGAUGAGUUGCUAAAUUUACAUGGGUCAAGAGAUGGGAGGUAAAUGGAAAUGCAGGCGUGGGUAAACCGUGGCCUGGGCUUUUUCAAAGGCCUUAAGGUUGACUUCUUAUUUUGGUGUCAGCACACAAUUAUGUGCAAAAUGACAAAGCCAAGUCCCAGAAUCUGGCCUAGAUUACAUUAGAGUCAGAAUGCAUCUUUUUAGGGAUAAUUUUUGACAAUCACAUUUGGUGGUUAGAUAUAAUUAAGAAUUUGAAAAUACACACCUGUAAACCACUAUUUACUUGUUUACACUAUGCAAUACACAAAAGAUUCUAUAUCUGCCUACAAAAGACUACAUGACAUUAGUCAUCUGAGUUUAAGGUUAUCAAGGAUGGGACUAUGUUUUGUGGCUGUGUGAAGCGUUUUCAGGAUCACAGCCUAAGUUUCUCCUCAUUGGAGAAUAUUUGUGGUUUUCCCUCCCAAAAAUCACAUCUGUGAUCUCCAAAAAGAGGACAAUGUAAUAAACUGAGAAGCCAGAUGGAAUAGUAAAGUGGUGUGAUAGUCUGAAUUCUUUUUGCAAAAGAGAAAGUAUGUUAAUACUUCUGGAGUUUCCUUAAAAUACACAAACCACUCUUGAAAAUUAUUUUUGUAAGAUACUGCAUUACUGUUUCAACUGUUAGUGGUUGAACUGGCAAAAGAAGGGCUAGGGACUCAUCAUACAGCAUUAUUACUUAAAUACUAUGGUAAUGGGUGGUCUGAGAAAUUUUUGUAAACAGAUUUCAGUCUUGACAUUCUCUAGAAAAUAGUUAUUUGAGUCCUAUUUGAAAAUGAGGACAGGAGAAGAAAAGAAUCAAAACGAGCAAAUGUCAUUCAAUAAAAAUGUUAAUGGAAUCAAUACCUAUGUUGAGAUUAUUUUUAAUGUUGUUUUGUAAGACACUGGCAUUAAACUAUCUUUGACACAAUGUGUCCAGAAUUUAUUUUCUAAAAAGGCUGUAGUAGAUUAAUAAUUUGCCAGUAGAUUCUAGUCCAAGUCGAUCCUUCCUACCUCAGUCACUCCUUCCAUAUACUGCGUUUGAAGGUAAGAUCAGUUUCGGAUACAUGCUGUGCCUAACUAACAGAAAGUUAGUCCAGUGACUGUAUCUUGUCCCUGUGAAAUUUGUUUCCAGCUUUGGGAUCUUUUGGAAUACAUUAUCUUGACAUCAGCAUGUGUAAGUCUUUGGAAAAGGGUAAGUAUCCUCAUAUUCUGAUAGAAUGGAAUAUUUUAACAGUUAAAUACAGUGGCCAAGAAAACAAUGCUAAUGACAGAGUCCUCCUAUUUUGAAGAAGUGCUGAGUUAUCACUGAACUGCUGUGAAAAUAUUUGCUUUUAAAACUAAGUGGAGCUAAACUGUGUUAUUUUAUC